This is a messenger RNA of Hyla sarda, 12825 nucleotides long. RefSeq names its product SH3 and multiple ankyrin repeat domains 3 (gene SHANK3). Lineage: Eukaryota; Metazoa; Chordata; Amphibia; Anura; Hylidae. The transcript has 24 exons. The record is from RefSeq and is a predicted model, not a curated record. Bases 102 to 5783 code for a protein of 1893 amino acids. Gene Ontology annotation, cellular component: postsynaptic density; postsynaptic membrane; dendritic spine. Gene Ontology annotation, molecular function: ionotropic glutamate receptor binding; synaptic receptor adaptor activity.
CAUCUCACUCUUAUCCUCCACAAUCCACAACCUUAUUACCAUGGUGAUGUCGUUCUGAGCUCUCUUUCUGAAACUGAAGAGAAGGUAAAAAAGAGAAGAGAAUGAGAGAGAGGCACCAGAGUCCAGAAAUAUUUGAGCAGAACCUUAAAGAGAUGCAGUCUCUCCGCUCCUCCCCCUCUCCUGCUCAUGUUGUGUCUCCGGUUCCUGAGCUCCCGGAGCGGACCGGACCCCCCUCACCCAGCCCCCCCAAGGGGCCCCCGAGGGAUCUCGGGGCUCCCCGCACUCUCCGAUCGUCUCCCGGGGGAGACCCAAAGAGCCCGGAGCCAGUGGGGCAGUCCCCCCAGAGAGGAAGAAGCCCCAGCACCAGGGUCAGACACCCCAACAUCUUCAGAGACUCCCCAGACUCCGACAGCGGGGAAGAGCCCAGCAUCGGGGACACCGAGAACGGAGAGCACGGAGCCGCUGUCACGCCAACAUUCCGCUCCUUCAUCGACAUCGAUCCCGGAGACAGAGACACCCCGAUCCCAGACACCCCGACUAGUAACUCCCCUACAAGAGACGGAAGAGAUCCCAGCAGAGACUCCUCGGCGGAACCCCCGGGAAGGGACCCCACCGCAAGAGGCAGAGACCCCCCUGGCUCAGACAGAGACCCACCCGGCCGGCGGAUGGAAGAGACAUCGGGGAACGCGGUGAUCAUCAGGAUCGGCAUCCCGGACCUGCAGCAAACGAAGUGCCUCCGGCUGAACCCUGAUGCUCCAGUUUGGGUGUCCAAGCAGCGCAUCUUGUGCACCCUCAACCACAGCCUGAAGGACGUCCUGAAUUAUGGACUCUUCCAGCCAGCAUUUAAUGGUAGAGCUGGGAAAUUCCUUGAUGAAGAGCGACUGUUACGAGAAUAUCCUCCUUCUUUGGCCACACCUGUACCCUACCUGGAGUUCCGCUACAAGAGAAGAGUUUACACACAGACACUACUGGAUGACAAGCAGUUUGCCAAACUUCACACCAAAGGGAAUCUAAAGAAAUUCAUGGAGUACAUUCAGCUUCAAAAUAUUGAGAAGGUUACCAGGCUGCUUGAGAGGGGUCUGGAUCCCAACUACCAGGAUCCAGAUACAGGGGAGUGCCCACUUACCCUUGCUGCGCAGCUAGACGGAGGAGCAGAAUUAGUUAAAGUUCUGCGGAGUGGUGGUGCACACCUGGACUUUAGAACACGUGAGGGGCUGACGGCUCUGCACAAAGCGGUACGAUACCGCAACCAUGCCGUAUUAAUGACCCUUUUGGAUUUAGGUGCUUCUCCUGACUACAAGGACAGCCGUGGCUUAACCCCACUCUAUCACAGUGCAAUGGUAGGGGGAGACCCAUACUGUUGUGAGCUACUUCUCCGAGACUACGCUAACCUUGGCUGUGAAGAUGAAAAUGGAUGGCAGGAGAUCCACCAGGCGUGCCGGUACGGACAUGUUCAACAUCUCGAGCAUCUCCUCUUUUAUGGAGCUGACAUGAGAGCACAAAAUGCAUCGGGGAACAGUGCUCUGCACCUUUGUGCACUCUACAACCAGGAGAGCUGUGCACGGGUUCUUCUCUUCCGUGGAGCAAGUAAAGAGAUAAGAAACUUCAACAACCAAACAGCAUUUCAAGUUGCUAUUAUCGCAGGAAAUUUCGAACUUGCUGAAAUCAUCAAAACUCACAAAGAAUCCGACAUUGUGCCUUUUUCGGAGACUCCAAGUUAUACAAAACGCAGACGUGUUGUGAGCUGUGUGGGUCUCUCAUCUCCGCGUUUUCUACAGCGUUCCGCCAGUGACAACAACCUCAAUUCAGAUGGGGCUCAUUACUCUCCAGUGCCAUCGCUCCGUGGUCUACCCCCUCAGCUGCUCCUCCAGGGGCCUGACCCCUCCGGAGGAGCAGCUGUGGGGGAUAGCAGCCUUGCGAGCACUGCCAGCUCCCGCAGCACACACAGCCGCUCUCCAUCACUACAUCGUGCAAGAGAAGAGAGAGAUACUGACAGCCACACACUGCGGAGGGGAAGAGGAAAGAGCAGCCCUGGGCCCCUGGAUACGAGGAGCACCGGCCCUCGGGGGCCCAAAAGAAAACUGUACAGCGCGGUACCUGGGAGAACAUUCAUAGCAGUGAAGUCAUACGAGCCGCAAGGACCUGGAGAAAUUCAACUCAACAGAGGGGAAAGAGUAAAGGUGCUGAGUAUUGGUGAAGGCGGGUUUUGGGAAGGAUCAGUGAAGGGUCGGAGUGGAUGGUUUCCAGCAGACUGUGUGGAGGAAGUGCAGAUGAGGCAGCCAGAUCCACGUCAAGAAACUCGUGAAGAUCGGACAAAGCGUCUCUUCAGACAUUACACAGUUGGAUCCUAUGACUCUUUCACUUCACAUAGUGAUUAUGUCAUCCAGGAGAAAGUUGCUCGACUGCAAAAGAGGGAACUGGAAGGAUUUGGCUUUGUUUUAAGAGGAGCAAAAGCAGAGACACCGAUUGAGGAGUUUACACCUACACCAGCUUUCCCUGCUUUGCAAUAUCUGGAGUCUGUGGAUGUCGAUGGCGUAGCAUGGAGAGCAGGUCUUAGGACAGGAGACUUCUUGAUUGAGGUGAAUGGAGUAAAUGUCGUGAAGGUUGGUCAUAAACAAGUGGUAUCAUUGAUUCGCCAAGGGGGUGCUCAUCUAACCAUGAAGGUUGUAUCUGUGAGCCGCAAACCUGAGACUGAGGAGGCCAUGCGCAGGAGGGCUCCCCCACCUCCAAAAAGAGCACCAAGUACAACUCUUACCCUGCGAUCCAAGUCCAUGACAGCAGAGCUGGAGGAACUAGAACGAUUGGAUGAGAUUUUGGUGGCUUCUGAUCCCUCCAUGAGACCAGAAAUAGCUGAGGCUGACUCAAGAGCUGCUACAGUAAAACAACGGCCAACAAGUAGGCGCAUCACCCCAGCUGAGAUAAGUUCGCUGCUUGAGAGACAGGGUAUUUCUUCACAUGGAAUAUCUCGCGAAAAACCUCACAUUUCUCUCCAUCAUGGGAUGUCUCGGACAAAGUCUGUGGGUGAAGAUGAGAAACUGUCAGAUUCAUUACUUGAUGGACGAUUCCCACGCAGUACCUCCAUGCAGGAUUCUUUAAGAGAAGGUCCUGGAAUUCCGCCCCCUCCACAAAAAUCUGCUCCCCCACCCCCUUCCCCAUAUUACUUUGACACUGGGCCACCCCCAGCUUUUUCACCACCUCCUCCUCCUGGUAGGGGGUAUGAUACAGUGCAUUCCAGCUUUAAACCAGGUUUUGAAGCCAGACUCCAUGGGCUUCCACAUGGUAUGGGAUCUGCAGAGCUGUUAAGUAUGGAUCGUGCCCUUCCUCCUCCUGACCGGCAGAAACGUGCUCGUUCCAUGAUUAUUCUUCAAGAUACAUCUCACCUCCCUGUGGAACCUACAAGCAUUCCUCGACCUGGCCCCUCCCCAACACCUCCAGAAAAAUUAAAAAGAAGAAGUCGGGCUGUGGACAAUCCUUAUGCAAAUAUGGGUUUGUUCGCACCAAUGAAGCCACAGCGCAAAAAGAGUCCCCUUGUGAAACAGCUUCAAGUGGAGGAUGCACAGGAACGAGCUGCCUUAGCCAUGGCUGGGGUUUUUUCAAGGGAUCCCUCACCAUCUCGGCGCAGCCCACGACAGAGUAUGAUGGAGUUAGGAAGUGCACAUCACGAUCCAUUAGGUAGUCCUUUUGCAACAGCACUUGCCGGAGUAAUGAAGGAACGUGAGCGACGGCUGGAUGAGAAGCGUAAAUCCACAGUCUUCCUCUCGGUCGGAGCAUUGGAGGGGACACCCCCUUCUCCAGACCUCCCUUCUCUGCAACCUUCACGCUCUGUUGAUGAGCGAUUGUUGGGGAGCCGUGAUGUCCUCCUACCUUCUCCAGGUUCUUCACUUAAGUCUUUGAUGUACAGCAGUCCUCAUUCUACAUUCAUCCACCCCCUUACUGGUAAGCCCCUUGAUCCGAAUUCACCUCUUGCACUUGCGCUGGCCGCAAGAGAACGUGCACUUUCUGCCCAAGAACCCUCUCCUCCUCCACCAAGGACACCUACACCAGUAAGGAGCCCAGAUUCUGACAGAGCUCCUCCACUCUUUCUGGAAAUUCAAACCAAAGAGGGGGAGGUGGGAAUGGAGAUAGAAGGGUCAGCUUCACCAAUAUAUAGCCCUUCUGGGGCUUCUGUGAAAAGCCAGUGGGGUGUUCCAUUAAGAAGAGAUGGGGAGGGUCGUGCUGAGAAAAGCCCAGAACGACCUGAGAGCAGAGUGGAGGAAAGGAAACCUAUGAUUCUAAGCAUCGUUGACACAUCUCAGCAAAAAACAGCCGGGCUUAUAAUGGUGCAUGCUACCAGCAAUAGGACAGAAGAUAAAGAACAGGAGGCACCAGCUACCCCUGAUCAGCAAAAGGUCACACAGCCACAAGAUACUGAAGAGAAAGCUCCAUCAAGCUCUUCUUCUGAUAAAACUCUUGGUCAGGGAAGUUCAGAGGAGGAAGUGGAGCCUUUUGGGGCUAAUAAUCUGCCACCAGCCAUGCUGUCCUCAAGUGAUGAGGAAACAAGAGAAGAAUUAGCAAAAAUUGGGCUACUGCCUCCUCCUGAUGCGUUUGCAAAUGGAGUCCUGGUCACCAAACCUGGCACCCCCAUCAGCCAACUGACUCGGCCUGGUACUUUGGCUGUGCCAUCUGCCAAGCUAGCAAGUGGUGUAUCACCCUCAGGGAAGCCUUCUGAUGCCCCUCUCCCCCAUCCAGAGUCAGCUACUGACUCAGGUGUGGAGGAAGUGGACACCAGGAGCUCGAGUGACCACCAUCUGGAGACCACGAGCACCAUCUCUACUGUGUCCAGCAUGUCCACUCUAUCCUCAGAGAGCGGGGAGCCCACUGACACCUACACCUCAUAUGCUGACGGUCAAACUUUUAUACUCGAGAAGCCACCAGUGCCUCCAAAGCCCAAACUCAAGUCUCAACUGAUGAAGGGCACCGUGACCUUCAGGGACCCCCUGCUCAAGCAGUCCUCGGACAGUGAGCUUAUUGCCCAGCAGCAACUUGCAGCGGGCCGUCCGCGCUACCUCUUUCAGAGAAGAUCUAAGCUAUGGGGAGAUCCAAUUGAGAGUCGGCCUCUGUCACAUGGGGGCCCUGUGGAAAUAGAAAAGCCGUCUGUAAUUGGAGAGAUUAGUUCUCGACUUCAGCUGCUAAACAAGGACACACGGUCACUUGGGGAGGAGCCAUCAAUCCCGGGAAUGGACCCCGGAAAGAAAUCUCCAGUGGUGGCGGCUCGCUUGUUCAGCAGUCUUGGAGAGUUGCACACUAUUUCCCAACGCAGCUAUGGAACAUCCUACACCGUGCGCCCCGGGAGCCGACACCCCUUGACUCGCCGAGCACCCAGCCCUGUACCACCUUCAUCAGAGAGGGUGGAGCCCUUGGGUGGAGCACGUUCCUAUACGCUAACACCCCCCACCAUACUGAAGUCCUCCAGUCUCUCAAUUCCUCAUGAACCCAAGGAAGUGCGCUUUGUUGUAAGGAGUGUCAGUGCCCGGAGUCGUUCUCCUUCCCCAUCUUCUGGGCAUCCAAUGCACAGUUCUCGGCCAUUCCUGCAGAAGCCCCUUUCAAUGUGGAAUAAGUAUGAUGUAGGCGACUGGCUAGAGAGUUUGAACCUUUCAGAACACCGUCUUAAGUUCCAGGACAACGAAAUAGAGGGCUCCCAUCUACCUGCCCUUACCAAGGACGAUUUUGUAGAGCUGGGGGUAACCCGAGUGGGUCAUCGCAUGAACAUCGAGCGUGCCCUUCGCCAACUAAGCACCAGCUGACCCGGUCAGGAGCUGCGGUCCCAUCUCACGGGAGGGCAACUCCGCACCGCUGCGGGGGGAGGAAUUACUUUACUUGCACACAAAGACAGUCACUGCUCAGAAUACCUAAAACACACACCUAGUGAUGUACACAAAUCCAGACAAGUAGAGAAAACAGAUUGCCUUGAACAUACUGGAAUUGGUUCACACUGCUCAGAGCCUUCAAGUGGAACCAAUUGCUGUACACACUCACAUACCGUGACUAUAACUUGUGCUAGCUUAAUCACACUAAACCUGUCACAUGCAGACACGCUGACACUGACCCACACUGACACACAAGUGUUGACCCACACACUGACUGAAAGGAGACCAUGUACAUUAAGUGAUAAAUCAGAUGCAUAAUACUCUGAAAGUAUACAUCACAUGUAAUGCCACAGAAAUAAUCCUCUCCUUGUGCGGUGCAAUGGGGCCCAGUAAUUGAUCCCCCCCUCCCUCUUUCUGUGCCAAGGAGGGGAGGUGGGAUCAGUCACAGGGUCCCAAGGCCAGGCCACUGUGUGUUAAUGCCACCUUUUUAUACCUGAAUCAACAAAAGAAUCGCAGUCAGACAGUGAGACCAGUCUGCAGGGGAUCGGGGUUGAGCUGCACACCUCCCAUACCAAGAUCUGACUCAAGUCCUGGACAGAAAUCCAUGGAUUGGGCUGGAAGAGGCCGCAGAUUCCAGCCACCGCCACUGUGGGACGCUUUUUAUGCAUCUUUUUAAUUAGCUAUAUAUUUGAAGAAAAAAAAAAGGACUUUACCUAUAUAUAAAUAUAUCUCAUAUAAAUAUAUAUAUAUAUCUAUAUAUAUCUAUAUACACGACACCCUCUCACUGGACUUUUUAUAUACAGCAGAUCUGGGGGUAUAUAGAGGUAUAUGCAGAUACUGCAGUACCUCAUUCUGGGGUUUUGAAUUUUAUUUGGUUAUUUUUAAUUUCCUUUGGACGUUAUGAGUGUUUUUACAAUAAACCCCUCACCACGCCACCAGCAUUCUUUAGAAUGGAACAUGCAUCUCUACAUCCAAAUUCCAUCUUAAAAGAGGAGAUCAUAUUUGGGGUUGUGUUCACUGGUUUCUUACUUCAUUUCAAUGUCAUAUUUAUUUGCACAUGGGUAUUCAUUAAAGUUGGGCCAUUCAUUUAACAUCAUGGAAGAUUUGUCUUUAAGUCAUGACUAUAAUGUCUGAGUGUUCUGGGAUAUUUCUUAUUGUGUUAUUCUUGCUGAAUUUAAUCUUUCCUUUAAUGCGAUAUUCCACAGGGGUUACUUCUUAUUCUAGCAUUUGAGGUGAGUUUUUAUGGUUUCCUUUGUUUUUUCAUUGGUUGGACAUUUAGUUCAAAUUUUAGGGGUCACAUUUGAAUAUCUGGUUUUUAUUUACUUUGAAAGCAUAUUGAAUUAUUCCAGGGUUUUUGUCUAUUCAGGUGAUCAGAAUUAGCAAUUUUUCCUCACAUUGCUUUUUGUGGUUCAGCCGGAGAAAGAAUAGACCCCAUGUAAACCCUCUGUAAUGUUGUACAUAUCCCCUAAUUAAAUGCCACCAAGAAUCUCUCUCCCAGUUAAAUGGUGUCCCAGAAACAAACGGGCCACGGUGGAUAUAUUAAAGAUGUCCCUGUGUCCAUGGUCAAGUCUCUUCAGUACCUUUGUAUUGUUAUGAUUGAGGCCAUCGGUGAGAGAGGAGGGAGGAUCACGGAGCCGUCUGGGUCCUCUCAUGUACUGUGUCCCUGUGCACCUGAGGAUGGAUUACCCGAGGGUGACCAACCUGGAUCCGGUGUGCCUUAUUGCCAUGAUAAUCGCUUCAGGUCCCUAAUGGGGUGAAGCAGUGUAAUGUUAUCCCAUUUCCUGCAGUGCCUUAUCGCCAUUGUGGAGCUUAGACAAGACCCUCUGACUGUGCUACACUAGCAGCUGCCAAUACAGCAUUUAAAUAUACAGUCCCCAAGAUGGAGUUAUGGCUGCUGCUGCUGCUUUGACUGGAUUUCUACAGCCCGAUCCCUACACACCAAUGGAGCCUCAUGGACAGGGUUGUAUAUCCAGUUAACAGUUUGGCAGAGGGAUGUCAAGGAGCGAGGUUAUUAAGGCCACGAGCUUCUGCAAGGAGAGACAGGACACUAAAAAGUUCAGUUCAAUUGAAUUUCCCUUACUAAAAUAUUCAGGUAACAAAUAGUGGAUAAAAAAAUAAUUUGUUAGGCAAGUUCUGGAGGCCACUACAGAAAAAAAUUAAGUUGACCUGAUAUUUCUGGCAAAGAAGGAGGUUUCUUUUUAGAUGAAGUUAUAACUUUUGGUAUACCCAGCUCUCCUCUUUGCCACAUACAGUUACGUUUUGCAGCAUGCAGGAAUAUUAAAAAAUAAAUAAAUCAUAUGACAGAGAUGACCGUAGGAAAUAAUUUACAAUGUUUUUCCAAAAACUAGUAUACCACUUAAUCUUACCCAAUCAAAAACCUGUAGUAAAAGGAAAAAAGUGAAAAAUAUUAAGUAAAAAAAAUACCAUUCAAUACUAGUGAUGAAACAUUAAAGAAUCAUUUAUAAACAGACACUAAUGGAAUUGACUGAAAACAUAAGAGAAAGGAUGUGCCAAAUUGAAGAUAAAAUGUAAAAAAAAAAACAGUUUGCAUAUUUUUAUAUUUCUAUAUACUGCUUCUUUUUGUGUUGACCCCUGUUCCACACUGUGUAAAAUGUAUAUAGCCCUAUAUCUACUCUGUAAAAAGGAUCAAAAGCUUUCCCAUACACAUACUUUUUAUUUUGCUUUUACUAUUAAAGGCACCAUACCCCACUGUUACACAUUUUGUUGCUAGCAAAACCCAUGUCUUAAGAAUGUUUCACCAGAAAAAAAAAUCCUCUCUUCUUUUUCCGGCUUUGCCAAAGCUUGAAGGGGAGGGACCGAUGUUAAUGUCUGAUUGGGGAAUUGGGAUCCUGCCAUGGGGUAAAUAUCAUCUGGUGCUAAACAGAGAGGGUUGUGGUUUAAUCUACACCUCUCAUAUCUUAAUGUUUUUAAGGCUUUCAUAGAGUGUGUGUUUCCCACAGAGCAUUGCACAGCUACUGGGGCAGUUGUUCGAUGUAUUGACAGUGGACCUAGAGCAAUGAAGAAGUAGAUAAGGUUGUGACAAAAGAGUGUUCUGAAAGUUAGGAUUAGUUUGGCCACAAAAGCAAAGUACAAACUCUAUGUACAGGCUCUUGCUUCUCCAGAUUAUUUAACAUAUAUGGCUGCAUGGGAUGGAUAGCAUGAGCAUUACAUUAUGUUGUGGGACUUUCUGACCAAAGAAAACUAUUAGGACAUUGCUGCUAGCAUAGCCACAGGGCACAGUGGAAACUGGUAUACAGUUUUAUAUAUAUAUAUAAUAUAAGUGUUAUUUCUAUUUCUACAUGUCCUUUGGAAAACGUUGUGGCCAAUUAUUUCUGCCCACUGCACAUGCCACACAAAACUAUUCUCAGUAAAGUGUUAUCCAUGAGACCAUCUUGCAUUGACAAUGAGCACAACAACGUGAUUCUUUCAAAAACACAUAGCCCACCAUCAUCUAGUUUAUCUAAGGCAUUUCAAGAUCUUGUUUUGCAUUUUAUUAACUCUAUUCUCCAAAGCUAUGUGUCGUGGUGCCUAACUGUGCACCAUUGCAAUAUGGCAUUACCAAGUUACUAAAGAUGAAACUGUGAUACUUAUAUAGAUAGAGAUGGCCAUCUUACCAUGCAAUGCCAUUUUACAGAUAGUACAUAAUGAAGUUGAGAAACAUUUUUAUAAAUCCAGUGUAAAUAUGUCCAUGGUAGGACUUGCUGUGGAAUACAUAAGCUCUGGUGCAUGGAUUUGCCGGUGGACAGGCCUAAUUUAUACAGUUACUAUGAAAUGUCAUGGUCAUUCUUUGCAAAAACUAUACCUCUUGUUACAGAAUGUUUCUCCACAGUCUGUUUGUCUAGGUUUUUGCACCAGUCUGUAUCUCUAUGAACAUUUUUGAGAAACAAGUAUCAUAGGAAUAGUGAUGUUGUUCUUGCCCUAAACAAUAUAAAUCCUUUUAUGAUACAGUCAUUCCAAAUUGAAAAAUAAUCAUACCUUAAAAAAUCCCCUCUCCAGUGCUGAGGAAUGACUUCAAAAUGCAGGAGUGAAGUCCUGGGGGCGCAUAGUAGUUGCCCACUGGUGAUGCCUGCUGUGUGAAAAAAAUGGAGCCCGAUGUAUACUUACACUGGUAUUUUGUACUUGAACUUCCCUUAUUCUUUUUCUAGAGAUUAUAUUUUCCAUAUGUCAUUUAGUAAAAGCUUUCAGCCACUCUCUACUACCCACCCAUUCAAUAUAUCAGAAAUACCAACUUUAUUUAGAAUAAUUUCCUCCUAUGGUUUUGUAUUUUUAAGCUGUCCACAAAAUAAUGUAGGCAACAGUGAUGUAAGGUUGUGGCAUGUGAUACUCUCCAAGGAUAACUAGAAGCAUUUUACAGUGAGACAUUUGAAACAACUGAAAUGAAAGAACAGCCUGGUUCAAGGAGAUCUGCUCACAAAACUGUAGUAUGCUUUUAUGGAAAUUGGGAUCUUAGAUUGCACUGAUUUGCCCACUAGUUUGGCUUGCACUAUGGUUUUUAAACUAAUAAAAGCCAUUUCUUGGUUUGUCUUAUUGAUGUACUUUCAAACAGUUUCAUGGAAGUAAGGUGCUCAACCAUCCCUAGACAUUCACAUGGCUGCUAUACAGUCUUCACUUCUGCCCCUUUUGUGCUCAUGAUGGACAACUCCAUCCUGUGCAGUAUACAUUUAAUUUAUAUAUUGUAGAUGCCAAUGCAUCCACUACACACUACUAUGGGAAGAAUGCAUGGUUGUUUGGAGAAUAUUCUUGUAUCUAACACUGUUGUCUUUCCCUAAAUGCAGCUUAACAGAUUUAUUCAUUGUUUCUCAUGAAUAGUUUUGUGAAGAAAAACAGAUCAUUCUAACCAUAUUCUGUCACAUAUAUUGUAAUAAUAUAAUCAGCAAAUGCACUUAUAUAUGUCAGAAUCUAUGUUGAUUGCAUAGGAAAAAUACAUCAAUGUGUAAUAUAACAUGCACCUAAAAUACAUUACAAGUAAUAAAAUACAUUAAAAUUAAAGUGGCUUUCCCUAAACGGCAAUUUAUAAUCCAUCCAUCCUGCUAGACCCCCACCAAGAAUAGGGUUUCUGAAUUGACUGUCUUCAGCAAUCUCAUGGAGUUUGAAUGUAACAACAGUUUUCUUCUCGUGAUCGGUGGGGUCCCAGCAAUGUCACCCCCAUUGAUGAUACACUUCCUGUGGAUAGGUUAUAAGUUGUCCUCUUAGGAAAACCCCUUUAACAUUGUUGGAUAUAUGAAUGUUAAAUUUGUAUUGAUAAUACUUAGUUCUUAACUUGAUUUUGAAGUUACACUGUGAAAUUAAUAAAACAUUGGAUCAGUAUACAUGGAUACAUAUGUAGCAGGGCAUUUGAAUGCAAACCUGAGUUAAAGUGUACCUGUUUGUAGAGUUAUGUUAAUGAAACUGCAGGCUACUAGAAGGGAGGAAUAGACGUUAUAAAGCUGCCACCAGCUAGUCACAGUUUCUUUGCAGAUAGAAUGGCCAUUCUGCCCUGAUCGAUGUCCCGUCUGGCCUUUGAAGUGCUGAGGAAGUGAAUUGAGGCAUAGUCUGCAAGUAAACUAGGACCAGUCACCAUCGCAAAACCUCCCAGUUGACUACUUUAGAGUGAGGUGUCGGUUUUAUAACUUAAUUUCCUCCCUCCUGGUAGGAUGAGCAGUUUCAACAGGGUUACAUGCUUGUGGUUUAACAACCAAAACUCUACAGACAGGUUCACCGUUGGCCGCCUUCUAUUUAAUAGGUUGUAUCAAACUCAUCUAUGCUACAUCACAAAGCUUACUUCUGCUAUGGCCUGCUUGCAAAUAUAUGUAGGAACAAAGACUAUGAUGAAUAUAAAGUAAAUUACUGCUGUCAGUCAGAGAGAAAGAUGAUUUUAUUGGGCACAGGGUUAUUUCCUACAAGUGUUUCUUAUUUAUUUUCUUUGGGUUGGGGAGAGGGGUUAGUGAACUCUAUUUAACUUAACAUCUGAUGUUAUCAUAUUAAUGCCAGCACUGCAAGAAUGUUCUCCUUGUGAACGAUUUCAUUGACCCCGUUUAGUGUAAAAUGAAGGGCGACGAUAAUGUAGUGGGAUGCAUUGGCUCUGCAGUAAUGCCGUUUUCUUUAUAAAGGAUAAUUAGGACACAUUAUUGGAGGAUUUCAUCUAGAAGGUUAAAUGUGUUUGCCUGCUGGACUAAUGGCUGUAAGCUCAACAUCAUAUUGUAAAAUGCAUGUAGGAUUAGUCGAGGUUAACAUUGGUAAACAGAUUAGAGUGCUUCUUCAGAUGGCUAGCAUAGACUGCAUGUAAGGACCCCUGCUUCUAUUCUCUGAGAAAGGGUUAGGACUGAAAGGAUGUCUAGGGUUAUAUAGAUUCCUUUAUUCCUUUCUGUGUAGAUGCAGCAUAUUCCCAUUACAAUCUCAGUGUGUAUAGGGAAUGUCUGAUAAAUCUAAUGUAAAUCUUUCCUGGUAUGUUUCUGUGAGCAAUAAUCGACACCUGUGAAAGGUGCUAGUUGUGGGCUCUGGUGUUUUUUGGGAUUCCUAGGGUUUCUGCCGAUUGUAUCAUGAUGUAUGUCAGACCAGCCAGUGUAGGGAGCAUGGUAAACCAAAUUUUUACCUACUGCUUUUAUAAAGCCUCACACAUUUCCAAUAGUGCUCAUCGUACGCGUUGAUGCCAUCAGGAGUAGAAUAUGCUACAUCUACACUAAUAUACAAUUUGGACUACAUCUGGAUUUUAGUUUGAGGCUUUGUGUAAAAGUGUUCCAUCAAAAUACAUGCAGAUAAUAACACUUUGGGGUUUCCUUUUUAGGUGCUCAUUCUUAUUGCAGGGCUUGAAGGAACUGAAGAUGCACUAUCUAGGUUAAGAGAGGGGUUUGGGAAAUUUUCCUUGAUGUUUGUGUUGGCAUCAGGUAGUCUUUAUUUUGGUGGUGAUAUUAAGGGCGGGGUGUCUGGGUUUCUUCUCUUACCCCUGCAUAGGGUGUUACUUGGUGUGCUGGAUGACAUAAUAAAUUUAUAACAAAUUCAA